CCUUGUGGUUGAAGACUGGGGAAUUCUGACCUGGGGUUUUAAUUUCUUCUGGGGUCUGGAGUUGUUAGUGGCAGGCAGUGCAGGGCAGGCAGAUUGCGGUGGGGUGGCUAGGCUCGAUUUAUGGGGCUCGGGGGUUCAUUACAGUCCACGCUGACCCGUCGUGCGUUCCUUACUCCGUUAGCCUCGCCGGGUCAGCGGCGGCCAGGGGACUCCUACGCGGAGCUGUGGUGACCUCGGGCCAGACUUGAGCCGGGAUCAUGCUUAUCCCCGGCCCCGGCUGGUGGCGAGGCGGCCCCCAGCUCGGCCCCUUAGGGCUCUGGGCCGGGCUCCGGGCUGCCGCGGCCCCGGCGGCGGUGCGCCGAGUCCCCCCAGCCAGACCCUGCAGCCGGUUGGAGAGGAGCCCCUUGAACGAGCCCGUGGUCGCUCGCAAAACCCCGCUCAAGGAGUGGACGCUGAUAGUCAACCCGUUCGGGCGGCUGCAGGCGCGGCUGCCGUGCGACAUCGCCGUGAGACCCCUAGACCCUUACCACUACCCGGACUCGGACCGGGUGCUGGUCACGGUGAGCGGCGUGGAGGGCGGCAGCCUGGACCUGGACAGCAUCCAGGUGAGGUACGACGAGGCCCUGAAGCAGAUGGCCAUCGUCUCGGACAGCAUCAGCCAGCAGGCCUCGGUGGAGGUGAAGGUCCCCAUGAAAUUCGAUUUGAAUAUCAGGACAUCAGGGACUGGCUGUGUAAAGGUGCAGGAAGCUGAGUGUGAUGAUUGUAGAAUAGAAACUGAACAAGGGAUUAGCAUCGUGCAGUCAGUUAAGAGUAAAAAAUUACAUAUUCAAACAAAAGGAGGAAAAGUGAUCUGUCUGGGAACUAUUCUUGGAAAUACAGACAUUCAUGCAUCAGAAAAAAGUACUGUGACUAUAGAUAAACUACAGGGGAGUUCUGUUAACAUAUCUACUGAAGAUGGUUUGCUGAAAGCCGAGUAUCUGUAUACAGAGUCAUCAUCUCUGUCUUCUGCUGCUGGGGAUAUUACAUUGGGAAGUGUUCAUGGUGACUUAACAGUACACAGCAAAAUGGGUAACAUCACAAUAGAUUCAUUAAAUGGACACCUAAAAGCUUCAACACAUGAGGGUGCUAUAGAUGUUUAUGUCAGCCAAAUGGGGAAUGUGGACUUGAAAUCCCAGAAAGGGUCUAUUACAAUCAAAGUCCCAUCCUCUCUCAAAGCUUAUUUGCAGUUGUCAGGGAGCAAAGUUGAUAUGAAUCCAGAAAUCACUUUACAAGAAAUGAAAGAAGUUCCAAAAGACAAUGGUGUAACAAUCAAUGGUCACAUGAACCAAACCAGUGAAUGUGAAAAAUGGAUCAAGGCCAAUGCCCCCAGUGGCACUGUGCAUCUCAAAAGCCAAAGCUGGUUUCAGUCCCUCAGACUGAAGGGUUUCUGAUUGUUUGAACUCUGUUAUAAAUAACAAUCACUGAACAUCAAAUCAGUGAGAAAGUAUUGAUGCCCCUAGUUAUAGAAACAUUAGAAAUGUUAAUUUAGUAAUGAAUGCUGACUGGUGAAUGAUAUUCUGUGGUCUCACAUUUGUGUUUAGCUGCUAUGUGAUAUUUCCAGAUAUAUAUACCUCAGCAUCAGUUCAAGCUGUGAAUAAUAAUAUAUUUGACAGAAUUUGCAAAAAGCCAAUCACUGGCAAAAUGAAAGACAACUACAAGCAGUAUUCAGCUAUUUUGUUGCCUGGUAUAUCAAUAUAGGAGAUAUUCACUGCAACUUGAUAAUGAGAAAUAAAGUUGUUUUAUGAACUCCUUACUUUCAAACCCUAAUUCUCUUGGAACAUUCAGUUUAUGCAUAAAACCAGUCAGAUCUGUUCACUAGUUUAUAUUUUUCACAAUUAAGAAAAAUCCAUCUUUUAUGAAGGAUCAUAAGAGGAACAUUUUAAUUUUUAAUAAAGUUUUAAAAAUACUGUGA
This is a messenger RNA of Vombatus ursinus (common wombat), 1951 nucleotides long. RefSeq names its product family with sequence similarity 185 member A (gene FAM185A). Lineage: Eukaryota; Metazoa; Chordata; Mammalia; Diprotodontia; Vombatidae. The record is from RefSeq and is a predicted model, not a curated record. The transcript is spliced from 8 exons. Bases 258 to 1430 code for a protein of 390 amino acids.